UUAUCCAAGUCAGAGAGUGAGUGUAGCCAGUCAUGGCGCUGCUGUAAACUAGGAAGGGACAAGCAAGGAAAACAGAAAUUUUAAUGUUAUUCAACCGGGGAAGAUACUACAAACUCCGCACUCGUUACGCGUACAUGUGCUACGACUGUGAUUAUUUCUACCAGGAAAGGACCUCGAUACUGAAUCGCACUACUGCAUUAGACUAAGAGAGCGAGUAGAUUUGUGUGUAUGAUUGCUACAAGCUACAAAGUUACUACCCAUCCGACUGGAUGGAAUCGCUGUGACCUUUUGGCGAAAACACAUUGCGAAGGACUGCUGGAGUUAAGUUUGAAGUCGUUAGGCUUUUGUGGUAUGGUUCAACCGAAGUGAGUUUUAUAUAUAAUUUUCGCUUCCAUCAGAGACUGAUCAACACGGCGAACAUGCCGGGGAAAACCAAAUACAAUUUAGUUGAUGAUGGGCAUGAUUUGCGGAUUCCUUUGCACAACGAGGAAGCAUUCCAGCAUGGGAUCAAUUUCGAAGCUAAGUAUAUUGGUAGUCUGGACGUGGCGCGACCGAAUAGCCGAGUGGAGAUAGUUGCUGCGAUGAGACGAAUACGGUAUGAAUUCAAAGUGAAGAACAUCAAGAAGAAAAAAGUGAACAUUAUUGUGUCAGUGGACGGGGUCAAGGUGGUUCUGAGGAAGAAGAAAAAGAAAAAGGAGUGGACAUGGGAUGAGAGCAAAAUGAUGGUGAUGCAAGAUCCUAUUUACAGAAUUUUCUACGUGUCUCAUGACUCCCAGGACCUGAAAAUCUUCAGUUAUAUAGCACGAGAUGGGCAAAGCAAUGUGUUCCGCUGUAAUGUCUUCAAAUCAAAGAAGAAGAGCCAGGCCAUGCGAAUUGUGCGGACUGUGGGCCAGGCCUUCGAGGUAUGCCACAAGCUGAGCCUGCAGCACACCCAGCAGAACGCCGACGGCCAGGAGGACGGCGAAAGCGAGAAGACCAGUAACGACUCAGGGGUGCCAGCUCGGCAGUUGACUGGCGCGGAGAAGACCGUUGCUGAGGAGACGGACAUCGACGCCGAGGAGGUGCCGCUGCCGGACAGCACAGUGGACGAGUUCAACCGCGGGGUCACUGACCUGGACGCAGCCAAGAAGGAGGAGGACAUCAGCAAAGACAAGAAGAUUCCCGAAGACGCCAUCAUCAUGUUGGCCACCCCAAAAAUGCUCCUGCCAUCGUCCUCUACUCAGCUGCCCGCCGGCACCCCGCUCUCAGCGCACCACCAGAUCCAGCUCCUCCAGCAGCAGGUGCAGCAGCAGCAGCAGCAGACACAAGUGGCAGUGGCCCAGGUUCACCUGUUGAAGGACCAGCUAUCAGCGGAGGCAGCGGCCCGGAUCGAGGCCCAAGCGCGGGUUCACCAGCUCCUACUCCAGAACAAAGACCUGCUGCAGCACAUCUCCCUGCUGGUGAAGCAGAUCCAGGAGCUGGAGCUCAAGCUCUCUGGACACAACUCCAUGGGCUCCCAGGAUAGCCUUCUGGAAAUCACCUUCCGCUCCAACGUGCCACCGGUGCUGUGUGACCCAACCACGCCGCGGCCAGAGGAGGUGGCCUUGCCGCCGCUUAAUGAUGGGACGCAGCUCUCUCUGCCCCUGGGCAGCCCACUAGGUAGGGAUAAUUGCCUGGUAAAGCUGGAGUGUUUCCGCUUCCUGCCGGGACCCCCCCAGCAGGAGCAGGGUCAGGGUCAGGGACCGCCACAGUCCUCCCGGGACGAGUUCCUGGGCAGCCUGGAAUUCCUGAAGUUCCGGGAGUCGGGCAUCGCCUCGGAGUACGAGUCCAACACGGACGAGAGCGAUGACCGCGACAGCUGGGGUCAGGACGAGGGGGCCCUGCGCCUCCUCAACGUUCUCAACAAGCAGGGGCCGUCCGACUGCCUCAACGACGAGAUCGCGGUCUAGCGGUCUGCCUCUAUCCCUGACCGCAGCCCCCUACCCUGCCCCCCGUCCCAGCGCCCAUUCCAAGCACCUGGUGAAUACACAUGUGAAGUGUCGGUCCCCACUUAGCCUCCACUGCUCCUCCUGCCUCGGCCCCCAUACGCAGGGCUGUCAUCCUGUACGUUGUGUAGAGCAUCUGGAUUCAACAGAAAGAUCCCACAACAUCUUUAUGAGUGUAGAGAGUAGCCAGCAGGUGGUCGUGAAGACUGAUCCCCUUAAACUCCCCUCCCCUGCUGACACCUAUUAAGAGUGUGAGCUGGGAACAAUGAAUCAGAGGUGUAAAGGGUAGCGUGUCCAGUGCAGUGCUCGGCGCAGUGCGUGUGUGCUCAUUUUACAGGUGUUUGGUUGUCAAAAGUCCUGGCACAAAUCUAGGACAUCCAG
Messenger RNA from Megalops cyprinoides (Indo-Pacific tarpon), 2345 nucleotides. RefSeq names its product nitric oxide synthase 1 (neuronal) adaptor protein a (gene nos1apa). The record is from RefSeq and is a predicted model, not a curated record. NCBI's taxonomy places the organism in Eukaryota, Metazoa, Chordata, Actinopteri, Elopiformes, Megalopidae. Gene Ontology annotation, molecular function: nitric-oxide synthase binding. The coding region runs from base 420 to 1928 and encodes 502 amino acids. The transcript is spliced from 10 exons.